This is a messenger RNA of Alexandromys fortis (reed vole), 579 nucleotides long. RefSeq names its product killer cell lectin-like receptor subfamily B member 1A. Gene Ontology annotation, biological process: regulation of natural killer cell mediated cytotoxicity. Gene Ontology annotation, molecular function: signaling receptor activity. Gene Ontology annotation, cellular component: cell surface; plasma membrane. The record is from RefSeq and is a predicted model, not a curated record. NCBI's taxonomy places the organism in Eukaryota, Metazoa, Chordata, Mammalia, Rodentia, Cricetidae. Bases 1 to 579 code for a protein of 192 amino acids. The transcript is spliced from 5 exons.
AUGUUUAACUUCACAGAUGCCUGCCGGUGCCCACGUUCCAACAGGUUCGCUCUAAAACUCAGUUGUGCUGGGCUCAUCCUUCUUCUCUUGACCGUAAUUGGACUGAGUGUUUUAGUGCAAGUCUUAAUACAAAAGCCAUCAAUAGAAAAAUGCAGAGUGGAUAUUCCAAGGAUUGCGGCUAGCUCAACAGAGACUCCAGUUCAGCUAACGUGCCCCAAUGACUGGAUGCCACACCGAAAUAAAUGCCUACAGUUUUCUCAAGAGACCAGUGUUUGGAAGGACAGUCUAUCUGACUGCACUAGAAAAGGAGCCAUUUUGCUGCUCAUUCAAGACCAAGAAGAACUGAGAUUUGUAAAGAACUUUGCAAGGGAAAAAGGCAAUUCAUUUUGGAUUGGACUAAGUUACUCCAUGUCAGAGAUGCACUGGAGAUGGAUAAACAGCUCGACUUUAAGUUCUGAUGUACUGAACAUCAUAGGUGACUUUAAACUUAACAGCUGUGUCACUGUCUCAAAGGACAAAGUGGUUUCUGAGUACUGUGCUGCAGACAACAACUGGAUCUGCCAGAAGGAAGCAAAAUGA